This is a messenger RNA of Musca domestica (house fly), 2022 nucleotides long. Its product is annotated as putative fatty acyl-CoA reductase CG8306. The coding region runs from base 179 to 1840 and encodes 553 amino acids. The transcript is spliced from 7 exons. The record is from RefSeq and is a predicted model, not a curated record. NCBI's taxonomy places the organism in Eukaryota, Metazoa, Arthropoda, Insecta, Diptera, Muscidae. Gene Ontology annotation, cellular component: peroxisome. Gene Ontology annotation, biological process: long-chain fatty-acyl-CoA metabolic process. Gene Ontology annotation, molecular function: alcohol-forming very long-chain fatty acyl-CoA reductase (NADP+) activity.
UCUAGAUAUAGCCAACUUUGAUGGCAUUCAUUGGCCAGUGCACUCCUGUUGGUCGAUGCGGUAACUUCGGGUUUUUAGUGAAACUAUAUUGUUAUUGAAUUGGAAAAAAAACGACGUAAAGAAAAUAAAGAAUUGAGGCGCUAAGAGGACAGAGGAGCAUAAACUAAUUUCUCCAAAAAUGCUAGACAAAAUACCCAUUGCCCCCAAACUGCUGACCAAAGCCAAAGAGAGACCAAAAUUUCAAUUUGAAAAUGAUCCAGGAUUUGUGAAAAUCGAUCAUGCCAAUGAAAACGAAGUCGAUCGCAUUGCUCAGUGCAUGGCGGGUCGAUCGAUAUUUAUAACUGGUGGAACGGGAUUUUUGGGAAAAGUUCUGGUCGAAAAGUUGUUGAGAUCCUGUGGUGAUUUGAAAAAAAUCUAUUUGCUGGUGAGACCGAAAAAGGGCAAAUCUCCCGAAGAACGCAUCAGAGAGAUAUUGUCAAAUGUGCUUUUCGAUAAAGUAAAGCAACAACAUCAACUAGACUGGAUCUUUACUAAAAUCCAACUGGUUGCUGGAGAUAUUUUGGAACCUGAAUUGGGUAUAUCGCCACAAGAUCUUGAAAUCCUUCGGAAUGAAGUAUCACUUGUGGUGCAUUGUGCCGCAACAGUGAGAUUUGAUGAACCCCUACGUCGAGCCGUUUUCAUAAAUGUGCGCGGCACCAAAUACUGCCUGGAUUUGGCCAGCAGUUUUAAAAAACUGGACCUCUUCUGGUACAUCUCCACAACAUAUUGUCAUGUCCACAUUAAACAUCUAUUCGAGAAACCCUAUGAUCCGCCAGCCGAUCCGCAUAGCAUCAUCAGCAUGUGUGAAAUGUUGAGCGACAAAGAUAUGGCGGCCGUUGAGAAAAAAAUUAUGGGUGACAUUCCCAAUUCGUAUUCGUAUACCAAAUCAUUGGCAGAGGCUUUGGUCGUGGAGAGAUUUAAUAAAAUGCCUACGGGGAUUUUACGUCCUUCAAUUGUGGUACCCGUUUGGCAGGAACCGUUGCGAGGAUGGACAGAUAAUAUAAAUGGUCCCACCGGUCUUCUGAUUGGUGCUGGCAAGGGUGUCAUCCGCACAAUGUAUUGUCGAGAAAGUGGCAAUGGUGAUUUCCUGCCCGUCGACUUGGCAGUGAAUGGCAUUCUGGUAGCCACUUGGAGAUAUUUGGCAAAGGAAUUAGAACCUCUCGAUCCGCCCGUAAUUCACAUGUGUAGUGCGAAUGAAAUAAAAAUCUCGUGGAAGGAGAUUGUUGACAUGGGUCGUUGGGUUGUUGAGAACCGGAUACCAUUGAACGGUGCCGCCUGGUAUCCUGGCGGUUCAAUGAAAUCGAAUAUAUAUCUUCAUUGGAUAGCCAUGAUUCUGUUCCAUUGGCUGCCGGCCUUAUUUGUGGACUUUAUUUUGGUGCUAAUUCGUUAUCCCCCGGUUUUGAUACGAGUCCAAAAAAGAAUAACCAAAGGUCUGGAUGUAAUCGGUUAUUAUGCCAAUGGCUCAUGGAAGUUCGACAACUCAAAAGUUGUUGCAAUUCGAAAGCUCAUGAAUAACAGGGAACGACUGACGUAUUGCAUCGAGAAAAUCGAAUUUGAUCUGAUCGACUAUUUCACCGAUUGUCUGAUGUGUGCUCGCCGUCUUAUCCUGAAAAUGCCCGAUGAAACAAUUCCCGCGGCCAGGAGACACAUGAAAAUCCUUUGGUGUGUGGAUAAACUCUUCAAAUUCAUAUGUCUGUUCACAUUUGGCUAUUACCUAUAUCAGUGUUUAUUUGUCGGUUUAUUCUCCCAUUCUUCGGGGGACAACUUGUAUAACUCCACAAAUCUUACUUCGGCCACCUGAAAUGAGACGUAGAGACUUUUUGAGGAGAUUGUCACCCAAAAAUUGGAUCGUGGAUUUAGAUAAGAUGUAUAAUUAAGCAUUGUAUGUGUAAUGGGGAAAAACAUAUGAGUAUUAUAUACGCAUAUCAUAUAAGUAUAGUAUCGAAAAUAAUAAAAAUCUUUUUUUUAUACUUAAAAAAAUUA